UAUCCACACAAGUAUUACUGUUGAACUAAGGUAGUAACUGGCCGAAUGAUCUUAGCAGACUUGGCCAAUAGAAGUAUAGAAAAAUAGGAAUAAAUAAUAUUGCUUCAUAAAAGAUGAAAUAUUGCCGCUGCGACUUACCGAUUUUAAAUUAAUUUACUACGAUGGUGAAAACUAGACACAGCGACGCGACGCAGCCGCGGCCCAACGAGGGGGCCGUUCCUAUUUCGCAGGACCCGCCGGAAGAGUUUUCGGUCGAGAAGAUCCUGGACAAGCGCACUCGAAAUGGCAAAGUCGAAUAUCUCCUCAAGUGGAAAGGAUACAGCGAUGACGACAAUACGUGGGAGCCCGAAGAAAACCUCGACUGUCCCGAUCUGAUAUCCGCGUACGAGUCGCAGUUGAAGACGAGCGCGGAAACGGACUCGGAAGAUAAAAACAAAAGGAAAAACAUAACGGAAGAUAAUAGGGCCCGCGGUUUCGAUAGGGGCCUCGAGCCCGAUAAAAUAGUGGGUGCGACGGACGCUAGCGGCGAGUUGAUGUUUUUGAUGAUGUGGAAAAACUGCAAGGAAGCGGACUUGGUGCCAGCGAGUCAAGUAAACGUGAGGUGCCCCGAGGUGGUUAUAAACUAUUACGAAAAUAAGAAACAGUGGUACUGCAAGGAAACCGUUAUUGAACUAGAUUAAAUAAAUGUGCGUUUUCGUCUUUUUAAUUAUUCAGCGGCCUUUUGAAAUAAAGAAAAUCAAACUGCC
Messenger RNA from Cylas formicarius (sweet potato weevil), 746 nucleotides. Its product is annotated as chromobox protein homolog 1-like. NCBI's taxonomy places the organism in Eukaryota, Metazoa, Arthropoda, Insecta, Coleoptera, Brentidae. Gene Ontology annotation, cellular component: nucleus; pericentric heterochromatin. Gene Ontology annotation, biological process: chromatin organization; negative regulation of transcription by RNA polymerase II. Gene Ontology annotation, molecular function: chromatin binding. Bases 162 to 680 code for a protein of 172 amino acids. The transcript has 3 exons. The record is from RefSeq and is a predicted model, not a curated record.